GCGGACAGUCACAGGCGUAAUGGCAGUAUGUAAACACUGAACUUUGAGACAAGCAUCAGACAAUACAGAAGAAAGGACAUGAUCCCCUUCUCUCGAGAGAUGCAUAGUGUGCUGCAGAAAAUACCACUGUGCCAACUGUAAAUUGGUGUUUAACCAUUUGAAUGGUUCAUGUUGUAGGUCAUGUUCGAGUUGCAGUUCAUUACGAAGAAACUUAGCAAUUCUAAUUUCACCUGGCCUUUGGACUAUGUCCUUACUGAGAGACUGAGGGUGCACCACUUCAGCUUGGAGGGACUGACUGUGAGAUAUUCAUGUUGAUUUCUGACAUGCCUGUAAUCAGGAGGUGGUGGUGCCAUCAGUUACUACAGGCAUUUCCUCUGGCAAGCCAACAGUCAGUCACCAAGCAAAUGAUCCAACCGGAUCUAAACAUCAUGGAGGUCACCCCAUCUGUGCCAGAUGUUAUGGAGGUCAUCCCAUCUACGAGAAUCCAUGACUUGGCUGUGAUGAAACGGAUUCUGCUCGACUGUGACUGGGUGGAGGAGAACAGAACCCACUUUGCUGGGAAAGUUCACUUACCACACCAUGAGGAUGAUGCCUCGUUGGCCAUAACAAUGCGGGACCUGUUUAUUGACUCUAUUUUCUAUGAAGGUGAAAUAGAUGAGGACAAAAUCCAGGCUCCCUUCCUUUUCACCUUUGAGAGAAUUGAGGACAUGGAGUUUUUCAUGCAGGAAAUAUAUGAUAAAAUAAAUAUUUGUGUCUUGCCUGCACAACCCUCACCUUCAACAAGCUAACUGAUGGGGUAGAUCUGGGUAAAUAUUGUUUUGUAAACAUUGUUUUGUAUUGUCUUGUAGUUUUAGGGUUUGUAAAAUAUCUUGUAUUUUCAACCAAUUCAAGUUUUGUGGAGGAAAAAAAAGUGUUCUUUAAACUUAAUAUACUAUAAUUCAGUUUUGUAUCUUAUUAUACAUUUUGUUCCUAGAUUGAAGAUUUAUUUUUAUGUUAGCUGUACAUUUUGCUAAUAAAGGUUAACAGAAAUAAAAUAGCAACAUUUGAGGGCAGUGAAGUAUGUGACUAAUAAAUUGUAAAAUUAAGACUUCCAGUCUAAUAAAUGUUCCUGGAUUGGU
Xyrauchen texanus (razorback sucker) is the source of this 1118-nucleotide messenger RNA. RefSeq lists its product as uncharacterized. The coding region runs from base 309 to 788 and encodes 159 amino acids. The record is from RefSeq and is a predicted model, not a curated record. NCBI's taxonomy places the organism in Eukaryota, Metazoa, Chordata, Actinopteri, Cypriniformes, Catostomidae. The transcript has 7 exons.